AUGGCCUUAAAGGCGUUGUCCCAAGGCUUUCUGUUGGCCUUUCUUCUCCGACCCACUCGCCUCGUGGGGCUUUCUGAGGAGCUUGCGUUGGGAGUUGUAGGUGGCUGGACAGCCUACAGUGAGCCGGAGGAGUUGGUCGCCGUCAUUGCAGCCUUCUUGGAUUACCAAAAGGGUUUCGAUGCAGCUUUGCAGCUACGGCUCGGCCCGCCAAUCAUAGAGAUCCCUGGAGGCAUCCAUGAAAAUGCCUCCAUCGAGCUGCGCAUCGGAACCACGCAUCUGCAACCGGAUGUCGGCCUUGCCUCGGCGCUAGACAUGAUGUUAGGUCUCGAUGGAGCACUACCGGUCGUUGGGCUGGUAGGGGCGCAGCUGUCCUCCGUUAGCAUGCCCAUCGCCACGCUGGGAGGCGUGAGGGGAGUCCCUCAGGUGUCCAUGUCCUCCACGAACCAGGACUUGUCCAACAAGGACUCCUUCCCUUACUUCUUACGCACCAUCCCGCCGGAUAGUAUCCAGGCUGCUGCUUUGUGGACAUGGGUCUUACACUUCGACAUUGCGCUGGCGACCUGCCUCUAUUCCGCAGAAGUCUACGGACAAGGGCUAUUCACGGAGAUCCAGGACCUCGCGCGAAGCAGUGGCCAACCAGACCGCAUGCAGGGAAAAGGUCUGCGACACAUGCCAUCGGAAUUCGCCACUGAAGAAGCUCGGGCUGUUCUCAGAGACGUCAAGAUGAUGGGCUCUCGUUUUCUGAUCAUAACGAUGGAUGGGGCAAUGAUUCCUGGCAUGCUCUCCCUCUUGCAUGAAGAAGGAAUAUUCGGGCCAGGGUGGCAGGCUGUCGGCUCUGACAAUUUCUAUGCGUACCAGGGGCUCAACCUUCCAGUGGGCUUCAUGAUGUGCAUGGCUGCAACCAGGGGUCCAAAGUUCCCGGAACUGCUCAAGAUGUGGUCUCGUCUCGGUCCAGAUGACAUCGUGGGAGCAGACGCAGUGCAACGAUAUUCUCUAGACCGCAUGAGAAUGCCACUUGACAGGGAAGACUUGGUGAACCUGAUGUCACACGGAGCUCCUGGAAUACCCAGCGGGUGGUCUGCGCUAGCUUUCGAUGCCGUAUACACCUUCCUUGUUGCCAUCAACCAGCUACUGCACAAAGGGGUGCCUCGCAGUGAGAUCCGUGGGGAAGUGCUGCUGCAAGAGUUGCGCAGGACAAGCUUCACGGGCAUUUCGGGGUCUGUGAGUUUCAACGAGAAUGGAGAUAGACUGGGAGCCUAUGAACUACUGAACGUCGUGCAGGGAGAUCCUCGCGAAACUGUCAGGGUGGCGGUGUUCAGCGCUUCUACAUCGGAGUUCUUCUUCGAGAAGUCCCUGGUGUGGAUGGAUGGUUCCACGGGGGCUACACCCCCGGAUCGUCUUUACUCUUGUGACCCUGGCUUUUACAAGGAGGAGCAGUCCAAACAGUGUAGGGCAUGCCCCAAAGGCAUGAAAUGCCUAGGGGGCUUCAAUGCCACGUCGACCGCCUGUCCCCGGGGUACUUUUGCCAGAGACACAGGCCAAUCUGCGUGUGUUCCAUGCGCCAAAGGAUUCUUUGCCCCGGACACAGGUCUGUUCGAAUGCAGCCCGUGCCUUCCCGGCUACGAGGCACCGGACGAGGGCAUGGAGGCUUGCAACAGGUGUGAGAUCGGUUGGUACUCUGCCUUUUCUGGGCAAGCGCGCUGCUCCCCUUGUGGAAGGGGCCAGAUUACCCGGGAAAGCGGGGCGGUGAAUUCGUCAGAGUGCCUCUGCGGUUCAGGCUCCUUCAUGUGCGGCGAGACUCUUAGACUCAGAGCUGUGAAAGCUGUUUUGUGCCAAGAAGGCCUGGGCCCACCUGUGCAACUUGCCGGCUUUUGGACAAAGGACUCUUCUAUGGGCUGUGAGUUUUCCGUUCUUCGCUGUCGCAAUGCGAGAGAGUGUCCCCAAGCAGCACUUGGCACCUGCGCCGACGGAAGAGGAGGAAUUGCUUGCAAUAACUGCAAAGCAAGGCAUUAUCCAAGGGAGAAUGGUACCUGCCUACCCUGCGGUGAGACAGACGCCGUGCCCGGAGUCAUAGCCUUCAUUGCAAUUCCGAUUGCCUUGCUGCUCCUGAACAUGUUGAAAGUCGAGCCGAGCCAGGACUUCAUCCGUAUCACGUGCAUCUACGGAACGGAUAGCCCCGUGCUGAAGUUUGCAAGCCGACUGCUUGCUUGCCCUUUGGCUUGUGCCUGCCUUCUUUUCAGCUGGUGUUUGUCAAAGAUGCUGGGACGCCCGAAGCCGCUGGACACAGUGCUGAACCUCUGUGGCCUCUUGAUCUUCGCCUUCUACUUGUCGAUCGCUAGCUCCCUGGUAGUUCCCUUUCAAUGUGCUCCAAAUCCAGAUCAGACGGCCUCGAUGGUCUCCGAUCCAGGCAUUGCUUGUUACAGCUCUGACGAGCACGCAGCUCUUGUUGCUUUAGCAGUGUGUGGACUGCUCAGCCAACCUCUUGCAUUCCUGGCCGUGGCUACCUAUGCAACCGUCAUGUACCCGUGGCGGGUCGGAAGUGGCCGGGGGCUUCGCUUGAUGAACCGGUAUCGCUUCUUGUUCCACCGGUUCAAACCGGAGAGGUAUAAACACGGCCUCUUUCUCCUCUACCGAAACAGUAUCGUGGCCCUCUUACCCGUCGCUGUGGACGUGCCAGAGAUCCAGGUGCCGGUCAUGGGCACCAUCCUCCUUGCCAGCUUAGCGCUGCAAGCCCGGACGUUUCCCUGGCGCACGGAGCAGGCGAACCACGUGGACCUGGCAUUGACGGGGCUGUUGAUUAUUGUGCUACUGGGCGCUGCGCCCCUCCUGAAGCUCAACGAAACAGAGUCCUCGCUUUCGCUGGGCAUUUUCUUAUGCAUACCCGUGGUGAUGAUCCUGGUGGUAGCCUUGCUGGGAAUUCUGCGAGCAAUCGUAAAUCAUUUUCGGAAGCGGUGUCUCUACGGCAUCUUUUUAUGCCACCACAAGGGUGGCGCUGGAAGCCUUUGUCGGCUGAUGAAGCUCUUGAUUGCACGACACAGCCCGAUAAGGGUCUUCUUGGAUUGUGACCAGCUGGAAAACUUAGACUACCUCUUUGACAUCGUGCGCACCGAAACAAAGAGCGUGGUGGUCGUCCUAACGACGAAGUGCGCCGGUGAAAUCACCACAGCAUGGAAAAGCAACAUCACGACGGUGCCGUUGCAAUGCGACGGUUUCAAAUUGCUCGACGAGGAGGCAUUGAAGCUUAUUCCGACAAUGUGGACACCGCAGCAAAAACAGGUCCUUGCAAACUACGGGGUGGCAUUGGGCGAUGUCAUGUCUGCGUACGUCUGGUUGCAGCAUAACCUGCCACAUCUGCAGAUGCCUCGCUCUGGACCGGUCUGGCCGCGUGAGGAGGUGGUGCGGGAAAUACUUGGUCGUUGCGGAGUCCUCUCUAUCGGAAGAAGGACAGCAUAUAUGCUGCAAGCAUCUUCGCGCAGCAGUCUCGCACAGGCAAGGGCCCGGAUUCUCAUCAUGAGCUCCGUCAGCGAUCCAGAGAUUUUGUCUUCCUGUGAGGUGCUGCAGCUCAUGCUACAGGCCCAUCUGCGGGUGGAGUGUGCUGUGGUCUAUGGCCGCCGUCAGAUGUCAAGCUGGAAGCCUUUUGCCUACUACCUGGUCGUCGUCCUUUUCCGGGGCAUUCUGAAUGACUAUGUCUUCCGCCGGACUUUGACGCAGGCCUUGGCACCAUCGAAACGGACAUUGGAGGUCCUGACGCUCAUUGCGGAUCCACAGUUCGAGUUUCCAAACCUGGACGAGCUCGGAGAGGAAGAAGAGGAGGUCUACGAUGCGGCCACUGGCAGCGACCGAACUGCCACUGACAGCGAGCAAGCUGCGUUUCGGCAGCAGCAAGUCCAGGCCUUGCGGAGCCUCGUGACAGUCCUGGCCCUGCCAUUCUCCCCCCUGGCAUCGGAAGGUUUGCAGCAAAAACAGGUUGCUGAGAUUGCUGGACGGAUACACCGCUACAAGGAUCCUGCAGCUGCUGCUUGGCGAGAUGAGGCGGACGACAAACUCACAGAAGCGAGCUUACAGGCCGUUGCUGGAGUGGGUCGGCUGGGAUCCAUGGUUAGCUGCUACUCCCAGGUCACAGCUCCAGAUGGCACAGAGUCCAUCGUCCCGGUCGAAAGCAUCGAGAGCAUUCGCAGCAUGCAGCCGAAUCCAGACCAGUCGUUCUCCGUGUGA
Messenger RNA from Symbiodinium sp. CCMP2456, 4215 nucleotides. The record is from the annotation of a GenBank genome assembly. NCBI's taxonomy places the organism in Eukaryota, Dinophyceae, Suessiales, Symbiodiniaceae.